Charadrius vociferus (killdeer) is the source of this 1512-nucleotide messenger RNA. RefSeq names its product Kruppel-like factor 3 (basic) (gene KLF3). Gene Ontology annotation, biological process: regulation of transcription by RNA polymerase II. Bases 89 to 1135 code for a protein of 348 amino acids. The record is from RefSeq and is a predicted model, not a curated record. The transcript is spliced from 6 exons. NCBI's taxonomy places the organism in Eukaryota, Metazoa, Chordata, Aves, Charadriiformes, Charadriidae. Gene Ontology annotation, molecular function: DNA-binding transcription factor activity, RNA polymerase II-specific; RNA polymerase II cis-regulatory region sequence-specific DNA binding.
UCUGUUCAGAAAUCCAGAUAACAAGAGGUAUUUGGCCACACAGUUUUGGCCAGGACAUCAGAGGCAUCAGAACAGGUGAAUAAAAAAGAUGCUAAUGUUUGACCCGGUCCCUAUCAAGCAAGAAGCCAUGGAACCUGUUUCAGUGUCAUACCCGUCCAAUUACAUGGACCAAAUGAAGCCAAACAAAUACAGCGUCAUUUAUUCGACACCAAGUAUGUUGCACAAUAAAUUCUACUCAAACCCCGAAGGACUAUCAAAUGGAAUCCAGAUGGAGCCAGUAGACCUUACGGUGAACAAACGGAGCUCGCCACCUUCAACUGGAAGUUCUCCUUCCCCCCUCAAAUUUCAGACUGUGCAUAGGAGAACUUCACCUGGAUUGACUCUGUCCUCACCCAGCUCACCUCUCAGUAAAUUUACACCAUCACCCCCAGGAGUACAGCCUAUUUCCAUGCCAAUAACAAUCCCACCUGUAAUGGCCGCUGCUCUUUCACGCCAUGGACUGAGAAGCCCUGGAAUACUCCCGGUUAUACAGCCUGUUGUGGUCCAGCCGGUUCCUUUUAUGUAUGCUCCCCAUCUUCAGCAGCCCAUCAUGGUGUCCACAGUUCUUGCAGAUGAGAUGGAAACUCCAAGCAGCAUGCAAGUGCCUGUCAUUGAGUCUUAUGAGAAGCCUACACUGAAGAAAACAAUCAAAGUAGAGCCAGGAACUGAACCAUCAAAGACUGACUUCUAUCCUGAACAAAUGUCGCCUCCAAUGAUGACCUCAUUGUCUCCCCAGCAAGUGAUGUUGCAAGAGAAUCACCCUUCAGUUAUAGUUCAGCCAGGAAAGAGACCUUUACCUGUGGAAUCUCCGGACACGCAAAGAAAACGCAGGAUACAUCGAUGUGAUUACGAGGGCUGCAACAAAGUCUACACUAAGAGCUCCCAUCUGAAAGCUCACAGAAGAACCCAUACAGGUGAAAAACCAUACAAAUGCACUUGGGAGGGAUGCACUUGGAAGUUUGCUCGUUCUGAUGAACUAACGCGGCAUUUCCGCAAGCAUACAGGAAUCAAACCUUUUCAGUGCCCAGACUGUGACCGUAGCUUUUCACGUUCGGACCAUCUUGCUCUUCACAGAAAACGCCACAUGCUAGUCUGAAUGUCUUCUGUCCCUGACUCCCCGACUCCUGUCACACCCUUUCUUUUUUUUGGUUUUUUUUUUUUUCACACAUGCAUUUUAGUUUGGAUUCAGCUGGUCUGAAUCUCUGAGUUUAUACCAUUAAAAGCUUACGUAUGGUCAGUAACAGAUGUUAUCUAACCCUUCUAUGUCCUUGCCACGGGUCAGACCUAAAGAAUGUGAACACUUCUUUUCUUUUUUCUCCUGGGGAUGCUAAGCAAACCCUUUCUGCAGACAGUGUGUUUAAUGUAUUCCAUUGUGAAUAAGGGAAUUUGUAAACUAACAGCUUUUGUUGGUUUCUUCAUAUAAUCAACCCAGCAUAUACUGAUAAAGUAGUAAAUGUUAUUGAAUAUCCAAAA